UGAAUUGAUCUAACAUGGCGACUGUACCAGUUUAUUGCAUCUGCAGAUUACCUUACGACGUAACCCAGUUUAUGAUCGAAUGUGAUGCCUGCAAGGAUUGGUUUCAUGGCAGCUGUGUGGGUGUGGAUGAGGAUGAGGCCCCAGACAUUGACAUCUAUCACUGUCCGAACUGUGAGAAGACCCACGGCAAAUCCACAUUAAAAAAGAAAAAGAACUGGAACAAGCAUGACACGGGACAAAGCACAGAUGUCAAACCAGUUCAGAACGGCAGUCAAGUAUUCAUUAAGGAACUACGCAGUAGGACAUUUCCCAGUUCUGAGGAUGUGGUCAUCAAACUCACCGGUAGUCAACUGUCAAUGGAGUACCUGGAGGAGAAUGGAUUCAAUGAACCUAUUCUGGUCCAGAAAAAAGACGGCUUGGGAAUGUCUAUGCCUGCUCCUACGUUCUAUGUCAGCGAUGUUGAAAACUAUGUUGGACCGGAUGUUACUGUGGAUGUUGUUGAUGUCACCAAACAGACAGACAGUAAAAUGAAGCUGAAAGAGUUUGUCGAUUACUACUACAGCACAAACAGAAAGAAAGUAUUAAAUGUGAUCAACUUGGAGUUUUCAGACACAAGAAUGGCCAGUAUAGUGGAGAGUCCACAGAUAGUGAGAAAGCUUUCGUGGGUGGAGAAUUACUGGCCUGAUGACGCCCUUCUGGGGAAGCCCAAAGUGACCAAAUACUGUCUGAUCUGCGUGAAAGACAGCUACACAGACUUCCAUAUCGAAUGCGGUGGUGCUUCUGUCUGGUACCACGUUCUCAAGGGAGAGAAGAUUUUCUUCUUGAUUAAGCCCACGUCUGCCAACCUUUCCCUGUACGAACGCUGGAGGUCGUCCUCUAAUCACACUGAGAUGUUCUUUGCUGAUCAGGUGGACAAGUGCUAUAAAUGCACCCUCAAACAGGGUCAAACUCUGUUCAUUCCAUCAGGAUGGAUUAAUGCAAUACUGACUCCUGUUGACUGCUUGGCCUUCUCUGGACACUUUGUCCAUAAUCUGAGUGUGGAAAUGCAGAUGAGAGCAUAUGAGGUGGAAAAACGCCUGAAAGUUGCCAGCCUCACGCCAUUCCCAAAUUUUGAAACAGCUUGUUGGUAUGUGGGACGACACUUUUUGGAGCGGUUCAAAGCUUUGCACAAAGCAAAUAAGCAACCUGCUUCUUAUUUGGUACAUGGUGCCAAAAUUAUCAAUGGAGCCUUUAGGUCAUGGACGAAGAAACAGGCUCUUCUGGAACAUGAGGAUGAGCUACCUGAGAAUAUGAAGCCAACACAACUCAUUAAAGAUCUUGCCAAAGAGAUUCGGAUUGCGGAGAAUGCAACUAAAGCCAUAAAGACUGAGUCUAGCAGCACCAAGCCCUCUGCUGAGGAACCUCCAUCAGCACCACCUGAACAUGAGGAUCCUGGGUCCCCUGCCCAAGUCCCCACACCACCCAGAGAAAAACCAGCCAGAAAGAAAGCCACCAAACCCCCCAAGCCACCCAAACCUCCUAAACCGCCAAAACCACCCAAAAUGCCCAAGGCACCCAAACCCCCCAAGGUGCCCAAAGUCAAAGAAGGAGGCAAAAAGAAAGGGAAAAAGGUGAAAGAAAGUGGUCUUCCAGAGAAAAAGCCUUCCAGCCUGGCUGCUCUUGAGUCUCAUGCCAAGGAUAUCCUGACCAAGAUGGACCAGCCCAAAAAAGGGAAAGUGACCAAGAGUGUGAUGAGUAUUAUGGAGAAAGAGCCAAGCAAGCAGAAUAAUGUUGAGAAGUUUGAAAUUCGAGAGCACAAUAAGAACAAAACUGAAGCGAAAUGGAAAUAUAAGAAUAGCAAACCAGAUUCCUUACUCAAAAUGGAGGAAGAGCACAAAUUUGAAAAAUCACCACUUGGACAUAAAGACAAUAAAUUUGCCUUUUCAAUGUCAAAUAAGAAGUUAUUAAGCUCAAAGACACUGAAGACUCAGACCAAUUCUGGUGUUUUUGGCUCGUUACAAAACCUAAAGGAAGACAAGUCCAAGCCAGUGCGAGAUGAGUAUGAAUAUGUCUCAGAUGAAGGAGAGCUCAAAAUUGAUGAAUUCCCCAUCAGGAGGAAAAAGAAUGCAGUCAAAAGAGAUUUUUCAUUUUUAUCAGACAUCAAAGAGCCCAUUCAGCAAUCAAAAAAGCCAAAGCUUCAACCAUCUGUUUUCAAAAAUAAUGACUCAUCAGAUGAAGAAUCACUCCACAUUGAUACAGAGCCCAAGUCAGAGGUCAAAGGUCGCAACUCCAAGGUCUCAAAGAAGAAAGGGGGCAGUGCAGCUGGGAUUCUUGACCUCUUACAGGCCAGCAAGCAAGUCGGCGGCAUUGACUACAGUGCAAACAGUCAGCCACCUGCAUCCCCCAGCACACAGGAGGCCAUUCAGGGCAUGUUGUCCAUGGCUAACCUGCAGUCUUCAGAGUCCUGUCUACAACCAGCUUGGAGCAACUCCCAGGCUAAGAACAACUCCCAUGGUGGACCAGCUGGCAAGAAGCCCAGUGGUACAGCCAGCGGAGGAAGCAACAGCAAGCGGCCGGCUAAACGACUCCCGAAGAAAAGUCGGAAAAGCAGCAGCGUGGACAGUGCAGAUAUGUUUGAUGAUGACCAGGACCACCUGGAUGCCUGCUUCAAAGACUCUGAUUAUGUUUACCCCUCUCUGGAAUCGGAAGAGGAUAAUCCCAUUUUCAAAUCCAGAUCUAAGAAAAGGAAAAGCUCAGAUGACACUCCAUACAGCCCAACAGCACGCGUCGGCCCCUCUGUUCCGCGACAGGAGAGACCAGCGCGAGAGGGAGCACGAGUUGCUUCCAUAGAAACAGGACUGGCUGCGGCUGCCGCUAAACUGUCCCAUCAGGAGCAGCAGAAGACCAAGAAGAAAAAGAAGAGCACCAAAAAGAAGGUUAUUGUGGUGGAGGAGCCCCUUAAACACUCUCAGGACAGCAGUUCUCCAGAGCCAACUCCCGACUCGCAGGAGGCCGACCAGGCCGACCACGAGUACAGCACUGGAACCGGCAAGACGGUGGGUGGCUCCCAGCCCAUGGCCCCAGGGGUCUUUCUCACCCAGAGACGGCCCUCCACGUCAUCUCAGAAUAACUCAACAGCAUCUGCUAAAGCUGAGCGAGGGGUUUCUGCAGAUGCUAAAGCCAAACGGUUAAAGAAAGGCAUGGCGACAGCCAAACAGAGACUUGGAAAGAUCUUAAAGAUCCAUCGGAAUGGCAAGCUCCUUCUGUAACUUGGACAGUGGAGGACUUUGGUAUUCUCCUGACGGACUCAUGGACUAGCCUAACCUGAUCCCUCCUCAUUCAUCCGAGACAAGAGCAGUAACAAACUGAAAAAUGAGGGAAGAGAGAGCAAAUCACAUCUUUUCAAUUUCUAAGAAGAACAUAGCUAAA
This is a messenger RNA of Chanos chanos (milkfish), 3408 nucleotides long. RefSeq names its product PHD finger protein 2 (gene phf2). NCBI's taxonomy places the organism in Eukaryota, Metazoa, Chordata, Actinopteri, Gonorynchiformes, Chanidae. The transcript is spliced from 22 exons. Bases 15 to 3248 code for a protein of 1077 amino acids. The record is from RefSeq and is a predicted model, not a curated record.